CUCUUCAGCAGUCCUCGCCGCUGCCUCAAUUGGCCUCGCAGCGUCUCUCCUUGCACCAUGGCGUCCCGGCGAGCUGUCCAAGCUCUGCCUCUCCACUCCAUCCUCCGCCAGCAACGUUCCGCUGCUCCCCUCCAGCAACAGCGCCUCUCCAGCUCCAGCUCGUCGUCGACACAGGCGUUGGCAUACAAGGCUCUCCACCGUCGUAUUGCGCCUCUCCCGACCGAUGACCGCCCUCCCGCGUGGUCCGCUCAAGCGGCCGUGAGCAGCAUCCUCUACGAGACUCCUCUGCCGUCCCAAGCUCCCCCGAAACGCCAUAUCCUGAACUGCUUAGUGCAGAACGAACCCGGUGUACUCUCUCGCGUUUCCGGCAUCUUGGCUGCCCGUGGCUUCAACAUUGACAGCUUGGUUGUGUGCAAUACCGAGGUUGAUGAUCUCUCCCGCAUGACAAUUGUCUUGCAAGGCCAGGACGGUGUGGUCGAGCAGGCCCGCCGACAAUUGGAAGAUCUUGUCCCUGUCUGGGCUGUGCUGGACUAUACCAGCUCCCCCCUCGUCCAGCGCGAGCUUCUCCUUGCCAAGAUCUCCAUUCUUGGUCCAGAGUACUUCGAAGAGCUCCUAGCUCAUCACCGCGAGAUGGCUUCCAUGCCCCCGGUCCAGGAGGGAUUUGAGGGCGAGGAGUUGUCGGAUGCGGAGCGUGACUCUCUCGCAGAGGCUGCCGCUCGUGAGUCCCUGAGGAAGGACUUCCACCCGAACAAUCUCGCUGUCAGCCAAGCACUGAGGCACAAGCAUGAGCAUCUGCGAGCCAUCACGUUCCUUACACACCAAUUCGGAGGAAAAGUGCUUGAUAUCAGCACGAACAACUGCAUCGUGGAGGUCUCGGCCAAGUCAACUAGGAUUGACUCCUUCAUGAAGCUUAUUGCUCCCUUUGGUAUCCUUGAAUCCGCCAGGACAGGUCUGAUGGCAUUGCCUCGGUCCCCGCUUCAUGAGCCGAGCGAGGUGGAAGAGAAGGCAGCUGAAGACGUUGUUGACCAGAGCAUGCUUCCCCCCGGCUAA
Molecule: messenger RNA, 1050 nt
Organism: Westerdykella ornata
Lineage: Eukaryota; Fungi; Ascomycota; Dothideomycetes; Pleosporales; Sporormiaceae
Product: acetolactate synthase small subunit mitochondrial precursor
Exons: 2
Coding region: 58-1050 (330 amino acids)
Biological process (GO): branched-chain amino acid biosynthetic process
Cellular component (GO): mitochondrial nucleoid; acetolactate synthase complex
Molecular function (GO): acetolactate synthase regulator activity
Source: RefSeq, a predicted model, not a curated record